AUGCAGUUGUCUUCUUUAGAUCUAUCACAGAAUCCACUAAAGCUACAAAGUCCUAGUGGCCUCAAGGAUCUAGUGCAAAACAUGACAGGGCUCAACGAACUCCAUCUCUCCGGGGUUGACAUUAGUUCUUCUGUACCUCAUUUAUUGACAAACUUUUCUUCUUUAAGGUCAAUCAAGCUAAAAAACUGCUCGCUUAGGAAUAAAUUUCCUGAAGCAAUAUUUCAGCUACCAAAGUUGAAAAUUCUUGACGUGGAGUCCAAUCCUAACCUCUUUGGUUCCUUUCAUGAAUUUCAUAACAACAACUUACUUGAAUAUGUGAAUCUAGGUUUGACAGGCUUCUUUGGGAUUGUACCAAAUUCCAUAAGCAAACUAAAUCAUUUGAUAAUCUUGCGCCUUACCAAAUGCUCUUUCUCAGGGCGCAUUCCAGCUUCACUCUCUAACUUGACACAACUCACUUACUUAGGUUUAGGUAUGAAUAAGUUCACAGGUUUAGUUCCUUCAUUGAUAAGUCAUUCGAAACUCAAUAUUUUGGAACUUACAGGUAACAAAUUUGAGAAGGGAUACUUGCCUAGUUGGCUUGGCAAGCUGACUACACUUAAUGAACUUUAUAUAGCUGAUAUGAACAUAAACGGUGAAAUCCCACCCUUUCUUGCAAACCUAACCAAACUUAGUGUGCUCCAAAUGGGAAAAAAUGUUCUUACACGUCAUAUACCAUCCUCGUUAUUCAACAUCAGCCAACUAAGAAUGUUAAGCCUUCAAGAAAACCAAUUGCAAGGACCAAUUUCAAGCUCAUUUUCAAACUCCAAAAGUCUUCAACAUCUUCGCCUACAGUGGAACGAUUUCAGCGGUAAGGUAGACAUAGACAUAUUCCUACGACUUAACAAGCUCGAAACUCUCGCAUUGGGUUUUAACAUGAUAUCUUUAGUGGCUACCAAGAACUACUCGAAUAGCACCUUACCAGAAUUGAAAGACGUAGAACUUCAAUCAUGCAACUUGAAGGAAUUCCCUUCAUUUUUUAGAUUCCAACAAAAAUUGAGGAUUUUACUUCUUGGACACAACAAAAUUCAUGGCAUGGUACCUGUGUGGAUAUGGAACAACAGCCAAGAAACUUUACAACUGAUUAGCCUUUCGUAUAACUCCAUCACUGGCUUUCAUCAGCAUCCUCAUUUUCUCCCAUGGAAACGUUUACAAGGAUUUUACAUCUCGUAUAAUCAGGUACACGGGCAGCUACCACUUCCACCAUAA
Messenger RNA from Lactuca virosa, 1245 nucleotides. NCBI's taxonomy places the organism in Eukaryota, Viridiplantae, Streptophyta, Magnoliopsida, Asterales, Asteraceae. The record is from the annotation of a GenBank genome assembly.